ACAUACCAAAGGUUUGUGGAUAGAACCGAAACCACCGUACGUCCAUCUCUCUCUCUCUCUCUCUCUACACCACAGCCACUGGAAAAGAAACACACUGCACAGUCAGUCUCUCUCUCUCUAGAAAAAUACCAAUACAAAAAUAAACAGAGCGGAACGCAGAGUUGGGUUUUAGUUUCGGGCAGAAAUGGCGACGAAGCUACUAGUAUCUCCAAUCUCUCAUAAUCCCACAUUUUCGACCCAAGACCCGACCCGAGUCCACUCGUGGGCCCCACAUAUUCGGAUGCCAUCAAGACAGAGAAGCGUCGUAGUUCGAUUAUCUACUACUUCAGCACUUGUGGAGCAUCUGCACCAAGAUCCACAGUCUCUGUUUAUGCUAGCGGAUAAUGCUGGCUACUCGUUGGCUAGUUAUUACACUUCGCUCGGUCUAUUUGUUAUCUCGGUUCCCGGUCUUUGGUCCCUCAUUAAACGCUCCGUUAAAUCUAAGGUUGUGAAGAAGACAUUCGUAGGAGAAGGGGAGGUGAAGAAGGCGCCUAGCCAGGUGGCAGGCGAAAUUCUUUCGUUCUUUACACGAAACAAUUUCGCAGUGGCAGAUAGAGGGGAGACAAUAACAUUCGAAGGAAUGAUGACACCGAGCCGCGGUCAAGCAGCGCUGCUAACAUUUUGCACCUGUAUUAGUCUUGGAAGUGUGGCGCUUGUUCUUACGAUAACUUACCCCGAUUUCGGAAACUAUUGGUUCUUGCUAACCGUUUUCAGCCCCCUAGCAGGAGCGUACUAUUGGACGAAAGCUUCUAGAAAGGAGGAGAUUAAGGUAAAGAUGAUAGUAGCGGAAGACGGGAAGCUAUCGGAAAUAGUCGUUCAAGGCGACGACCAACAGGUGGAGCAAAUGAGAAAGGAGCUUCAGUUGAAUGAAAAGGGCAUGGUUUAUGUCAAGGGUAUUUUUGAGAAAUGAUAAUUUUGCUUUAUAUAGCAAAUUUUUUUAUUUUUUUUUAAUUUAAUUAUUAUUUUCUCACCACCAAUUUUGAUGAUUAUUGUAUGAGAAUGUAAUAUAUAUUUUAUAAUUUUUUUUGUAUUCAUUGCAUACAUCGAUUCGCAACAAGUAAGUAAGGUUAUACUAAGGUCGUGUUUGCAAAUGCUUUUUUAAAGU
Erythranthe guttata (spotted monkey flower) is the source of this 1144-nucleotide messenger RNA. The record is from RefSeq and is a predicted model, not a curated record. NCBI's taxonomy places the organism in Eukaryota, Viridiplantae, Streptophyta, Magnoliopsida, Lamiales, Phrymaceae.